AUGACCGAGCUCCAAAAGCUUCUAGGGAAUUGUCUUCUUCACGAUCUGAUUGACUUGGCUUUAGGCACAAGCUCAGGAGGUCUGACCGUUCUGGCGCAAUUCCAUCAGAAAUGGCCUGUUUCGGAAAAUGCAUCGACAUUUGAGACACUUGCAACUAAGUGCUUCUCCGGUUCGGGGUCUUUAAUUGGUCGACUGAAAUCAAUGGUGAACUAUAUAACUACUGACGCGAUGUACAAGGAGAAUCUUUUAGAGGGAGCCCUUCAGGAAACCUUUCAGACUUGUGAAUUUUUUGGCUUUGUGCCUCAUAUUGUACAGGGGACUAAAGUGGCAGUGACUGCUACAUCAGGUGGUAACAGUCGCACUAUCCUGACAAAUUACAAUGGACCUGUGGCACUGAGUGGCAAAGAAGGAUAUUCGCUCGUUCGUCCUGACGAUAUACUUCAUGAACCUCUUCUUUGGCAAGCGUUGCGCCCGCGCCACAACCGCUGCACCAAUCCAAUAAAAAUCGGUGAUCAAGAGUUCUGGGACGGUGGAUUGGGCUUCCCGAACCCAAUAGAACUCGCUACUUGGGAAGCGAAGCGCAUUUGGUCUGAGAAUACGGUUCAUGACAUUACCCUCUCCCUCGGCACUGGAGAAGUCCUAAAAGGUAAAAGUAAGAUGAAAAGAAGCAGCCAUUCAAUUCUACGACUCUGGGAAUCUUUUAUGGAUUUUCUUGAUGGGCAUUCCCGCUCCCGUGAUAUGACAAACUGUCUUAGUGAACAGCACAGAAAGGAUUAUUUUCGUCUUGACACUCAGCUCUCGUCACCCAUUCGAUUAGAUGACGUGGAAAAUCUACAGUCGCAAAAGGAAAGGAUUCACCUCAACCCAUUUUGCCAAUUAACUGAAGUCGCUACAGCACUGCUUGUAUCUAAUUUCUUCUUCACACUUGAUCAACCCUCAUACUACCGAGGGGGCUUUUACUAUUGCCAGGGCUCGAUCCGCUGUCGUAUAAACCCAAAGGACGUCUUCAAUGCCCUUGGCGAGCUUUAUACCUCAACCCUUCAGUUUGUUAUUGAAAGCGAAGUAAUUGGUGAUUGUAGCAUCGCCAAUAUCUGCGCAGCGUGCUGUCGGUAUCGAAAGCAGGUCUCCUUCUUUGUGCGCCAGCCAAAGGAUAUAGAAAACAAAGUUUUCAACGAAAAAUAA
Penicillium manginii is the source of this 1182-nucleotide messenger RNA. RefSeq lists its product as uncharacterized. Gene Ontology annotation, cellular component: membrane. Lineage: Eukaryota; Fungi; Ascomycota; Eurotiomycetes; Eurotiales; Aspergillaceae. The record is from RefSeq and is a predicted model, not a curated record. Gene Ontology annotation, biological process: arachidonate metabolic process. The transcript is spliced from 6 exons. The coding region runs from base 1 to 1182 and encodes 393 amino acids.